This is a messenger RNA of Echinops telfairi (small Madagascar hedgehog), 2051 nucleotides long. RefSeq names its product heparin binding growth factor (gene HDGF). Gene Ontology annotation, molecular function: transcription coregulator activity; double-stranded DNA binding. Gene Ontology annotation, cellular component: nucleus. Bases 92 to 847 code for a protein of 251 amino acids. The transcript is spliced from 6 exons. NCBI's taxonomy places the organism in Eukaryota, Metazoa, Chordata, Mammalia, Afrosoricida, Tenrecidae. Gene Ontology annotation, biological process: regulation of transcription by RNA polymerase II. The record is from RefSeq and is a predicted model, not a curated record.
GGAGCGGAGCGGCGCCGCCAACGCCGCACGCGCAAACUUGGGCUCGCGCUUCCCGGCCCGGCGCGGAGCCCGGGGCGCCCGGAGCCCCGCCAUGUCGCGAUCCAACCGGCAGAAGGAGUACAAAUGCGGGGACCUGGUGUUCGCCAAGAUGAAGGGCUACCCGCACUGGCCAGCCCGGAUCGACGAGAUGCCUGAAGCGGCGGUGAAAUCCACAGCCAACAAAUACCAAGUCUUCUUUUUCGGGACCCAUGAGACAGCGUUCCUGGGCCCCAAAGACCUCUUCCCAUAUGAAGAGUCCAAGGAGAAGUUCGGCAAGCCCAACAAGAGGAAAGGGUUCAGCGAGGGGCUGUGGGAGAUCGAAAACAACCCUGCCGUCAAGGCUUCCGGCUGUCAGUCCUCCCAGAAAAAGAGCCGCGUGGCCGAGCCUGAGCCUGAACCGGAGGCCGCUGAGGGUGAUGGAGACAAGAAGGGGAAUGCGGAGGGCAGCAGUGAUGAGGAGGGGAAGCUGGUCAUUGACGAGCCCACCAAGGAGAAGAACGAGAAGGGGGCUCUGAAGAGGAGAGCAGGGGACCUGCUGGAGGACUCCCCCAAGCGUCCCAAGGAGGCUGAGGACCUGGAAGGGGAGGAGAAGGAGGCGGCUGCCUUGGAGGGCGAGGAGAGGCCUCUCUCUGUGGAGGUCGAGAAGAAUAGCACCCCCUCUGAACCGGGCUCUGGCCGGGGGCCUCCUCAGGAGGAGGAGGAGGAGGAGGAAGAGGAUGAUGAGGAAGAGGAGGAGGAUGAUGAGGAGGAAGAAACUGCCAAGGAAGAUGCUGAGGCCCCAGGCAUCAGAGAUCACGAGAGCCUGUAGCCACCAAUGUUUCAAGAGGAGCCCCCGCCCCGUUCCUGCUGCUGUCUGGGUGCUACUGGGGAAACUGGCCAUGGCCUGCAAACUGGGAACCCCUUCCCCACCCCGCCCCACCCCCCUCUUCCACUCACUCUCCCCACUCUGAGCCUAGCCCCUGGAAUUUGGCUUGGGUGGGACAGGCCACCUGGCUCUCACCUCCAUGUCUCCACAUCCCUGUGAUCUGAGUCAGGGCCAUGUCCUCUGCUCCCCAGGGACUGAGAUGAGGCCGGACCCCUCCCCUGCUAGAGCUGUUUUCCAGGACAGUCCCUGGUCGGCUUUGACACCUCUGUCUGGCUCCCCCAGGCAUGCUGAGAGUCUGGGUCGGGAUUAGGGGGAGGAGGGGCAGGGCUGGAGAGUAAACAUCAGGGUGGGCAUCUGCGGGGCUCGAGGGCGGGCAGUCUUCAAUCAUGGCCGGGUGAAGGGCAGGCGUGCAGGUUGUGGCAUCUCCUGAGUACCCGUCUCCUCACACACCUGCUACCCCAGCUGCCUAGAUUCAGGGAAAGUGGGGCAGCUUAUGGGGGAGGGGCUCCCUUCCAGUGGGCAAUGCCAUUCUUCCUUCUGCUGACCCAGGAAGUUCUGGGAAUCAUAGGCGAAGAGCACCUGUCCCCCUUUAAUCCCUGGGGCCAGCGUGGGGGAUGCCCCAGGGCUAACCUAGCUGCCCUCUUUCCUCUCCCCCAAAGCACGCAAGGCCAGCCCGCAGGCAUAUGAAUUACCCAGAUAUAAAGGAAAAGAUGCAUUUUUUAGGAAAUGUUUUUUAAAAAAGAAAAUUACAAAAAAAAAAAUUUUAAAGACUCCCUGCCCCCUCGAGUGCCCCCACUUGCUCCUCUCCCCCCAUUGUCCUCCAUUUCUGAGGUGCACUGGGAGGCUCCUCAUCUCUUUGGGACUUGGCUUUCUUUUUCUAGCCGGGACUUGGGCCAUUCCCCAUCCACAUACCUGUGCCUUGGUCCCCUCAGCGUGCUAGCAGAUCUGAUGUGUAACCUCCUUCGAGAGGUCAGAGGGACAUAACUGCCCCUCCCAACCUCUUCCUAGAGUCUCCAUGCUUCUCCCUCUCUCGUCUCCCCCCCUUCUUGGGCUCUGAUGAAAAAUUGCUGACUGUAGCUUUGGGAAAGUUUAGCUCUGAGAACCGUAGACAAUUUCAGUUCUAGGAAAAUAAACCCGUUGAUUACUA